CUUUCUUGGUCUUAGUGAGGACAUGAGCAGGAGCGUUCUGAAUCAACUGCAGCUGUCUGAUCGAUUUAUUUAUUUAUUUAUUUUUUUAGGGGGACCUGUAAAGACAUCAUUACAGUAGUCAAGUCAACUGAAGAUAAAUGCAUGGACAAGUUUUUCCAAAUCCUCCUGAGACAUAAGUCCUUUUAAAUCUGGAUAUAUUCUAUAAGGUGGUAAUAGGCUGACUUUGUAAUUGUCUUAAUGUGGCUGUUGAAAUUCAGGUCUGAGUCUAUAACUACACCAAGAUUUCUGGCUUGGUUUGUGGUUUUUAACAUUACCAAUUGAAGCUGAGCACUGACUUUUAAUUGUUCCUCGUUUGCACAGUAUUGCAAGUAUUGCAGGUGGCCUGUAAAUAUUUAGAAAUAUUGUGGUAGUCAGCCACCUUAUCCUCCCAAACCCCGUGUUCUCUGUUGUUCUCUCCUAUCCUGGUGCGUCUUGUAUGUCCCUGAUUCGUCUCUGGAUGUGUGUGUAUGUCUCCUGGUCUGGCCCCGUGGUUUCCCGCCUGCUGCUGAUCACCGGCACACCUGUCUCCAAUCAUCCAUCAGUCUCCACAGCUUAAAUACCAGGCUCUCCCACAACACCAACACCAGAUUGUCCCUGUACAAUUCCUGCCGGCCUGUCUCUCCAGCCACUCCACCACGGAGCCAGACCCUUUGCAUCCAACCUGCUCCAUGAUCUUGGUUCCGCUGACGGUCAGUCUCCACACCCCACCACCAACUCCACCUCGUGGCCAGCCCAGGUCUACACGGUACAACCUACACAUCACCUCACAGACCAGUCUGCCUGUCCAGAUCCACGCGGCGUCUAAACCAAGUCAGACGGGUGACCGCUGCUUCAGUCUCCACGCCGGAACCAUCGCUACUUCCCUGGAGUUAUCCGCGACAGUUAUAUCCGUGACAGUACCCCCCCCUCCACGGCCAGCUCCCGAGGGCCGAAAAACCCAGCUGACAUGGUGGUCGUCCUCUACCACGGGGAGCAGGUUGAUCCGGGCGGACGGCCAGAGUUUGGGCAUGUGCGGAGCUGGGAACUUUGGGUGGAUGACCCGGAGCCUGGACACGUGUGGAGCUGGGACUCUCAGACGAACGACCCAGAGCCUGGACACGUGUGGAGCUGGGACUCUCAGACGAACGACCCAGAGCCUGGACACGUGUGGAGCUGGGACUCUCAGACGAACGACCCAGAGCCUGGACACGUGUGGAGCUGGGAGACUCGGAUGGACGACCCAGAGCCUGGACACGUGUGGAGUCUCGGACGGACGAUCCGGGGAUUGGCCUGGCAUGGAGCUGAGGACCGCAGGUGGAUGGCAUAGAAACUGGCCUGCGUGGAGCUGAGGAACUUGGGUGGAUGGCCCAUGGACUGGAUAGUUGUGGAGCAGGGGACCCCGGGCGGCUCUCAUGCGGUCUGUGAUGAAGAUCAACCCCAUCUGGAGGCCUGGCGGAAUGCCGGUGGCACAUGAGGAAGGUCACUGGAGGCCAGCGGUGAAUAUGGAGAGUCAUAGGAGACCGGCGGUGAAGACUGAGACUUUCUGGAGUCCGGCAGCGAAGAUGAAGGCUGGGACCCUCUGGUAAUGAUGGAGAGUCACAGGAGCCCGGUGGCGAAGACAAAGGCUGGGACCCUCUGGAACCUGCCGGCGAAGACGGGAACCCCCUGGAGGCUUGCGGUGAAUGCGGGAACCCCCUGGAGGCUUGCCCACCAGAUCAGGGGCCGGCGGCGGGACCGCCGGACAGGAUACCGGCGACGGGACGAUAGGACAGGGAGCUGUGGCAAUCUGGCAGGGGGUGCUGGCUGCUGCAAUCCAGCAGGGAGUGAUGG
Molecule: messenger RNA, 1848 nt
Organism: Siniperca chuatsi (mandarin fish)
Lineage: Eukaryota; Metazoa; Chordata; Actinopteri; Centrarchiformes; Sinipercidae
Exons: 2
Coding region: 708-1367 (219 amino acids)
Source: RefSeq, a predicted model, not a curated record